AUGACGAGACUCUACGGAACAUGGCUGGGUAGACACGUCAAGAAGCAUCGUCGCAAGCGGGAAGAGAAAGCACGACGACGGGAACGUCGGCAGCUCAGAACCAAGAGGACAGAACAGCUGCCGCGGAUGGAACAACAACAGGCCCCUUUGGGUACUACGAUUGAUGAAGAAAUGCAAUCAGACAGCAAUGCUGGACUUGGAACAGUGUCUCUCUGCGAUACUAUAUCAUUUCCAGAGACAAAUAUGGCAAGAGAGCAGAGUGGCAGUAUGGAACAUGACCAACAAAGUAUUAAAUUAGAUGAGAACCUGGACAGUAACCCUAGGGGAGGUGAUGAAAGUGUUUCUACAAAAGACACUGAUGGUAAACCAUCAGUCCUAGUCCAGCAAGCUGAUCAAGAACACUCUAUGAAUUAUGUCAACGACGCGGCAAGCUGCAGCCAGCCUUCAGGGCUCUCCAUGAGGGGAACAUCUCCGGAGCAGGAACAUACAAUAGAAGAACUAGAGAAGAGGUCCUCAGAACACCAACAGGCUGCUGACGAAGAAAUGGGUGAGCCCAGUGCAGAGGCUGAGACUGAUCAAGCAGUGGCACUGGAGGGGGCUCUUGGUCUUGAGCUUGCCCAUUAG
Molecule: messenger RNA, 624 nt
Organism: Monascus purpureus
Lineage: Eukaryota; Fungi; Ascomycota; Eurotiomycetes; Eurotiales; Aspergillaceae
Source: the annotation of a GenBank genome assembly